Toxorhynchites rutilus septentrionalis is the source of this 3760-nucleotide messenger RNA. It is a transcript of the gene nuf, whose product is annotated as rab11 family-interacting protein 4A. The record is from RefSeq and is a predicted model, not a curated record. The coding region runs from base 889 to 2313 and encodes 474 amino acids. Gene Ontology annotation, cellular component: endocytic vesicle; cleavage furrow; recycling endosome membrane. Lineage: Eukaryota; Metazoa; Arthropoda; Insecta; Diptera; Culicidae. The transcript is spliced from 14 exons. Gene Ontology annotation, biological process: regulation of cytokinesis; endocytic recycling.
AUGAGAAGUAGUUUGUUCGUGGGUUUCGUCUCGUGUAUAGUGUCCCCCGUCAGUCUAUUGUGACGUCGCCGUGCAGUAUUUUUUUUUAUUGUAUAUCGUUUUUCUCCUGUGUUCAUGUUGACUAAAGCAACAAUAACAAUAAUAAUAGUUUGCGCGUAUUAGUAUUACGAUACAGCGAAACUUUCGUUUGUUCUUUUUUUAUUGUUUGACUCGCGUUGUCAUCGGCGAAUCUUUUUCUACUCGCGGCCGUGUGGUCCUCUGUGGUCUUGGAGCGGUACGUUUCGCAGUUUGGCUUUAGUGUGUGGUGAAGUGAUCAGCAGUGUGUUACGGCAAAAGCGAAAAUUGAAAUCAUAUUUCAUAGCAGAGAAAAAUACCGUUCGCUGAAGACACCCCCUCUUCAAGCCAACAUCGCAUAAAACAGUUGAUCGGAAGAAGCAUACCUGUGCUGUGCUGUGUAGUGUUUUACGGUUGUGUGUGUGUUUUGUGUGAGAGAAAGAAGUUCAACACGUAUACCAGCGCGAUCAGCAAAGCGCAACGUUGCAAAAGUAGGAGCACUUGGAGAGAAGCCCAUAAAGCCGAAACUAUCGUCGCUGGCUGAGCCACCAGAGGAAGCCAGAGGGGUACAACCCAAUCGCACAACUACAACUCCAUAGCAUAGCGCGGAUACAUAACACCGCGGUGUGGUGUUAUUGACUCGAAGUCACAAGAAGUUGAAUAUCAACUCAUACAGCCGAGCCUCACCGAACGAAAGAAGAAUCAGUCGCAGCAGAAGAGACUCGGCUCGGCGGCCAGUUCUUAUUUGGGAAUUCCUUUGCAUACACCGUUAGCAUAGACCAAGGUGAUUGCGACUGUUCAUCUUUCAAAGAUUAACUCUAAUAGUUCGCGUUCAUGUCAAAACAUUCCGCAAACGGGAUGAUGGCGCCGUCCCCCUCCAAGAGCACUAAAACACAGCAUCCGUCGUUCAUCAUAACGGCGGAUUCGGUGGAUUCCAGUCCCGUGCCGUCCAGUCCACCUAGUACAGAUGCACCCAAAUCUCAGUGUUCCUCUUUGUCAGACGGCGAAUCGUUCGAGUGCUAUGGCGACAAUGACAUGUCAAUUUCAGAGAACGGAGGUGUAGAUCUGGAACUUGCCCCAACACUUAACUCCACACUCAUAGGAGAAAAUAAUAAUAACAAUAGCACCGGCAUCACCAGACACACAUGGAGCCGCAUGAGCUUACGGGGUGCGCCCAAAAGCCAAAAUAAUGAAAAUCUUCCAAACAGACGAUGGGGCUCAAUGAGACACUCUGGAAAAAGACAGCUGGGAUCCAAUGCCUUAGCCAAUCAUCUGUACAGAUCAUCGAGUUUCAACUCGUCCGGCCGGAGCUCAAACUGUGAUACAGCGGAAGACAUGUAUAGCGAUGUAAGUUUGGAGGACGUGCAAGACUUAAAUCAUAAGUUAGAGAUACUACAACGACAAGUGACAAAUCUGGCGGACACUCAGAACAAUGUCGAGGAUCGCACCAGCAGGACAAAGGCGGAAUACGCCGUGCUUCAGGCCCGGUACCACAUGCUGGAGGAACAAUUGCGGGAGAGUGAACUCCGGGCGGAGGAGCGUCUUGCGGAGGAGCAAAAACGGCAUCGAGAGCUGCUGGCCCGUGUCGAGCGGGAAGCGAAGCUACAAAACGAGAACUGCCAGAUCCGGAUACGAACCAUCGAGAUGGAAGCCAACCAGCUGCGGGAGGAGAUCUCCCGGUUGCGGUUACAGUGCGACAAGCAGGCAGCCGAUUUGCAUGCCACCGAGGACAAACUGGAGAAGACCAGGGACAGUCUCAUGGCGGCCCAGCAGGAACUUGCCGAGGCGAAAGCCAACGAGAAGAAACACAAAGCCGACAAGCAAGCCGCCGAGGAUUUGAUGGUUGAGCUUGGCAAGGAAUGUGAACGUCUGCGUUCGGAAAGCGGUCCCGCUCUGCCAACCACUUCGCCCGAAUCGUUGCGGCUGGAAGAACUUCACCAAGAGAUGGACGAGCUGCGACAGAAGAACAAACAGCUCGAAGAGGCGAACGAAGAGCUCCAAGCGGUAGUGUUGACAAAAGGGGUCGAGGAAGGACGUAACCUACUGAAUGGCGCAUCCAACAGUCUCGCCCAGGAGCUGGAAGCCAUGAGUCAGAAUCAGGAUACCGUUGAUUCGUCCACACUAGCGUCAUUAACACAGCUCCAAACCGCAUUCCAGGAUAAGGAAGAGGAAAACCGCCGAUUGAAGCACUACAUCGAGACAAUCCUGCUACAGGUGGUCGAGCACUAUCCCCAACUGCUCGAGGUUAAGGCUGCGUAAUCGGUAUCUUCGACUACAGGACGGACGACAUAGUAGUUAAAGAGGGCAUAGCUAACAUAGUGACGGAAACACAACUAAACCAUCCAUAAUUUAAUGCUCUAUCGAUGUCAUAGGACAUCCCCUUACUCCCCUAAAAGUCUGUCCGAUUAGAGAGAGAAAAAUACAUCGGCUACUGUUAACAACUAAAAUUUCGUCCCGUGUGCUUUUAAGACAAAACAAGUGCAAGUCCAAAAUUAACGAAGAAUUGGAUCGGUGAAGUUUACGAGAAUUCAUUUCGGUAAUUCAGAAGGAUAUACGUUAUACUGGGGAGCACAUUGUGAAUGGUACAGAAAAUACGUCUGAUAAGCAAUAUAUUUUAUAUAUAUUUAGAGUAAGGAUUUACACAUACACACAGUUUAGCGAGUAGACGAUUUGUGUUUAGCGUUUAGGCUGAUGAGAAUAUCUUUUAUAUGUGUAUUUUUAUAUAUGAAACUAUACUUUCUCAGACUACCCCUUUACCAGAACUACCGAAUCUAUCAUUUCCGGUUGUAUUUUAUGAUUGAUAACUUGAAUAUAUUUGUCGAACAGGAAUGAUCAAAUAAACAAAACAUCAACGAUCAACGAUGAUAGUUUUCAAGAACUCGUUUGAAAAUGAAAAAAUGUUUGGUCUAAACUCUGCGGCGUGAUACGGAUGUUAGCCCCAACCGAAUGCUCAAUUCAAAAACGAUUGCGCAACGCAUAAGUGAUAUGAACAGAAAGCCUUUAGUAGUUGUUGUCCCUGUUUGUUAUUCCAGUUUGUGAGUGUAUGAGUUCGAUAGGAGGAGAAAAUGAAUAAAAACAAAUCGUUGGUGCUCGAGAACCCCGUUUCACGUUGAUAUUCUAGUUCUGUUGGUUGGUUCUCUAUUGUACACAUACUUCGAAAAAGAUGUAAUAGAAAUCAUCAUUGAGAUAUGCUUUGUAAAUAUUUUUCCCUUAAUUAGGAACAAUGUAAUGUUUAGAUGAGUAGAAACUUUUGUAGCCUGAGUAAAUUUUCGGUUGGAGAAUUAUCAAAAUUAGAGAAGAAGAAGAAGAAUAAGAGAAAAAGCGGACACCAACAGACAAAGAUGACCGUUUCACUUAUGUUAUGAGUAAUUAAUUUCUUCAGAAGAAAAACAUGAGUACUUUUUUGAACUUAUAUAGGCAUCUUUCUCUUGACACAAUGUCUAACUGUUACUGAAAUUUACUAUUAUUUAACACUUUUAACCGACAAAACCAACAUACCGUUCGAACAAGAUUCUAACUGGUUAAUGGUAGGAAUAGUAUGAGAUGCAUUAAUAAUACCUAUCAUACAGUAGUACUAGUAGAAUGAAAAAAUAGAGAUGGAAACAAAAAAACAAUUUUAAAUUGGAUGCCAAAAUAGCGUUCUACUGCUAAUUGAUACUGUAUUAAUGAUGAUGAUGAAUGAAGGAAUAAACAUUUAAUAAAACUA